UGAUGUUUCUAAGUCUUCCUCUCCCUUUCUCUCUCUGAAAUCAAACACAUAUUAAAAAAUAAAUGGGGAGGAAAAUUAAGUUCACUUGUCAACAUUAUUCUUUUUUUUAAUCACACCCAUAUACGUACUCAGUUGCAAAGAUUUCUCCCCACCCUCGUAAUAGAAUGGAAUGAGAAAUUUGUUAGUUAAUAGAUAUCUUUAAACCCAGCAGUAUUCUAACCUAUGGAAAGACCAUGGCACUCUCCAUUCUUACUAUGUUCUAAGAAUGUGACCUCUGAUGGCAAGAUCAGUAACCUGAAGAACAGAAUUGACACUUUGGGCUCAUUUUUAAUUUAAUUAAAAUUCUUAUCAAGUACUUGCUUUUUUUUCCCCUCCCUGGCCAAAUUUAUUUCAGGAAUAUGCUUGUCUGAGACCUAUAUGGCUGAGGUUUCUUAGGUCCAUCUUGUGACUUAGAAAGGCAGAAUUUUGAUGAGAUCUGGAUAGAUCUGAAUAGAUCUGGUUGACUAUGUAGAGCUUAUCCAGAGCAGACAAAUUGCUUCCAAGAGACACAGUCCAGAAAAGCAGCUCAGUAGCAGGCAUCUCUUGACACCACAGUAUAUUCUGGGUAGCUGCUCUGCAGUAAUGCAGCCCUGUCUUUCUGGGCAGUGUUGUUAUUCCUGCUGCAUAAUUAGCAACUAGUGAGAUCAUAGUCUGGGGAGAUUCUGGCAUUACUGAGGCAAAGCAGGGAGGCUUCGUAUCAUCACAUGUGGCUCUGGCCCUGACAGCAUUUCUGUGGAGCAGAUUCAUAUCCUUGGGAACUAAAGUCCAAAGACAGAGGAGAGAUUUGUAUCCCAGACUCCUUGGUUGUGUGACGGCUUGUUGAAGACACUGCCUGACAUAUUGAUGUAACCAGAGUAAAUUGUCACUUCUUUUGCUGUUUGUUUUCUGCUUGCUGGUUUCUUUACAGAGGGCAAAGGUGGUAAAGCUAAGUUUUCCUUGCACAGAGGAAGAUGAUAGAUCAGUGGAGCCCUGUUUUAUGGAACAGUAUGAGAUUGGGAAAGAUUCUUGAAGCUAGUGCAGAUUUUAAUCUUUAGCUCAUUCUUUAGAACCAAAUUUGACCUUUCUAGGAGCCUAGAGAGGCACUUUAUACUUGUGAAGAUCUGGGUAAAGUGUUUCCCUGGCUGCUGAUAUACUUUGAAAUUGAGAGCCUAGAGCAGUAUUUCCUAAAGUGUGUUCCAAGAAUCAUUUGCCCCCUAAAAUACUCUGCAAAACAAAGGGUUCCAUAAUAAGAUGUGUGAAACACUGUGUGCUGUUUUCUUCCACCCUUCCCCAUGCUCAUUAGCAUAUUAAAAGCCUCUAAGAGUUCUUCCCAUAAGCAGUUUUCUAAACUGUUUUGACACAGCAGUCCUAUUUCCAUGUAAAAGUUAUUAAUAUCCAUUGAAUUAGUUUAUUUCAUAUAUACACUUUGGGAAAUGCCAGGCUAUAUCUUCACUGAGAAAAAUAAUUGGAUCUAGUCUAGGUUUAGGCACAGCCUAAUUCUGCUUUUGAUCCCCAGUUCCUCCUACUGGCCCCUUGGAGAGUUCUCCUGUGUGAUCAGAAGAGCAACUCCUGUUAUCCCCCAGCUAAUGAAGCCUAGAGCCCAGCUGGCUUGGAACCAAAGGCCUUCACUCCGCUGGGAAAGGUGCUGCAGUUACUCAUCUCAUUAUUUUGAGAGUGACUGAGACCGAAGGGACAGAGGGGAAACAAAAGUAGGAGAAUGUUGGCCGGAAUCAGUAGGGAAAUGACCUAAUCUGGAGAGACCGGACAUCAGUGCUAGCUCAGAAUCCUAAUGCACCUGGCUAGCUGGUGGUGAACAGGGGCUUUGGGGCCAACGUGGUGGGCUCCCCAAGGAAACCCCUUUGAAACCAAUGGAUGCAUUUACGGGCUCGGGUCUCAAGAGGAAGUUUGAUGAUGUGGAUGUGGGCUCAUCAGUGUCCAACUCAGAUGAUGAGAUCUCCAGCAGUGACAGUGCCGACAGCUGCGACAGCCUCAAUCCUCCUUCAACUUCCAGCUUCACACCCACCUCCAUCCUGAAGCGGCAGAAGCAGCUACGGAGGAAAAAUGUGCGCUUUGACCAGGUGACUGUGUACUACUUUGCUCGGCGCCAGGGUUUCACCAGUGUGCCCAGCCAGGGUGGUAGCUCUCUGGGCAUGGCACAGCGUCAUAAUUCUGUACGCAGCUACACGCUCUGUGAGUUUGCUCAAGAGCAGGAGGUGAACCAUCGGGAGAUUCUUCGUGAGCACCUGAAGGAAGAGAAACUCCAUGCCAAGAAGAUGAAGCUGACCAAGAACGGGACAGUGGAGUCAGUGGAGGCCGAUGGCCUGACACUGGAUGAUGUUUCUGAUGAAGACAUUGAUGUGGAAAAUGUGGAGGUGGAUGAUUACUUCUUCCUGCAGCCUCUGCCCACCAAGCGGCGACGGGCCCUGCUAAGGGCAUCUGGGGUCCACCGCAUUGAUGCUGAAGAGAAGCAAGAACUUCGAGCCAUCCGCCUGUCACGGGAAGAGUGUGGUUGUGAUUGUCGACUGUAUUGUGACCCAGAAGCGUGUGCCUGUAGCCAAGCUGGGAUUAAAUGCCAGGUGGAUCGCAUGUCCUUUCCAUGUGGCUGCUCCCGGGAUGGCUGUGGGAACAUGGCUGGGCGUAUUGAAUUUAAUCCAAUCCGGGUCCGGACUCAUUACCUCCACACCAUCAUGAAGCUGGAGCUGGAGAGCAAGCGGCAGGUGAGCCGCCCGCCUGCCCCAGACGAGGAGCCCUCCCCCACCGCUGGCUGCAGCCUGACAGGAGCCCAGGGCUCUGAGACACAGGACUUCCAGGAGUUCAUUGCUGAGAAUGAGACAGCAGUGAUGCACCUGCAGAGUGCGGAGGAACUGGAACGGCUCAAGGCAGAGGAAGACUCCAGCGGCUCGAGUGCCAGCCUGGACUCCAGCAUAGAGAGCCUGGGUGUGUGCAUCCUGGAGGAGCCCCUGGCUGUUCCUGAAGAGCUGUGCCCAGGCCUGACGGCCCCCAUUCUCAUCCAGGCUCAGCUGACCCCGGGCUCCUCUGUCCUGUGUUUUGCUGAGAACUCGGACCACCCAGCUGCCUCAGCAGUGACCAACCCAUCCUAUUUGAACAGUGGGCCCCUGGUCUAUUAUCAGGUGGAGCAGAGGCCAGUCCUGGGGGUGAAAGGAGAGCCUAGUACAGGAGAAGUCCCACCCUCUUUCCCCAAGGAGAAGGAUCUCAGUGUCUUCUCUGUCCCUGUUACCUCACUGGUGGCUUGUAGCCCCACAGACCCAGCUGCCCUCUGUAAACCAGAAGUAGGAAAAGCAUCCACUCUAGAAGCGCUAGUGCCCGAAGACCGUAACCCUGAGGAGCCGGAGAAUGAAGACUUCCGACCCUCGUGGUCCCCGUCAAACCUCCCCUUUGGCACGGACAGUGAAGAGGGCCGUGUAGUGGAGAAGACCUCACAGCCCAGUGAGGACCGGCCCACUGAAGAUUCUUCUCUGGAACUCCCUCUGGCAGUGUGACACAGGGAUGGAGAUUCUGCCUCUCACCCAUUCUCUAUUUAUUCCCUUAUUUUAUCUAUCACCAUUUCAGAACAAAACUGUAGAAGCAGCUGCUGCUCCCAUGUUAUUUUAUUGGGGUCUUUGGGGAACGGGUGGGAAAGGAUUGUUUGUACAAGUAUUUUUUAAAGGGUAAACAGAACCAAGGAGACCAGCCCCAGCUUGAUCUGGGGAUAGUCUUGGGGCAGAGUUAGGCCGCAUGGUGCCGAAUACUGAGCUUUCUGGGCCAUUGGAACAAAGAACUAGGAUCUCCAGGAGAAACUAGGUAAUUCAAGCAGCUAUUCUUUUUGUAGGGAUCAGAAUAUAUAAUUUGAACAGCAUGGCAAAGCCCCUUCUCUCCUGAGCUCCAGGCAGGAUACAAGCUCCUUUUUCUCGGUGAUUAUUCUGAUAUCCCAUUCUGGUGUAUCAUAAUACAGUUGGAAAUGUCUCCUGGAGAGGAGGGGGUAGAAGGGUCUCUGCUUCUGUACAAAACCUCCAGGAUUUAUAAAAAUUUAACCUGCCUUCCCUGGCCCCCUAUUUGGUAAAUAAGUUAAUAUUUGACGUGUUUGGUGUUCUCUGACCUGUUCCCCACACUGGGGAUUCCUGGUCUGUGACUUGAAUUACUUCUUCCUCAUGUUCUUAGGUACUAGA
Messenger RNA from Miniopterus natalensis, 4184 nucleotides. RefSeq names its product cysteine and serine rich nuclear protein 2 (gene CSRNP2). Gene Ontology annotation, molecular function: DNA-binding transcription factor activity, RNA polymerase II-specific; sequence-specific DNA binding. Lineage: Eukaryota; Metazoa; Chordata; Mammalia; Chiroptera; Miniopteridae. Gene Ontology annotation, biological process: regulation of transcription by RNA polymerase II. Gene Ontology annotation, cellular component: nucleus. The record is from RefSeq and is a predicted model, not a curated record.